Messenger RNA from Copidosoma floridanum, 1477 nucleotides. RefSeq names its product transmembrane protein 164. Lineage: Eukaryota; Metazoa; Arthropoda; Insecta; Hymenoptera; Encyrtidae. The record is from RefSeq and is a predicted model, not a curated record.
AGUUAACUUAAUUAUGACUUGUGCUCCAGUGAUAUAUUGAUUUUUCAACCAUUCAUAUUUUGGAAACAUGCACCUACUUAUCUAAGUCAUUAAGAAAAAAGAAAAAAUAACUUACCAUGUUUGAGUGGGCCUACAUAGGAGUGAAUGCAUCUAUUCCAAGAAAUGUUGGGCCAGAAUGUGCCAGUUAUCUUACAGUCACAAGAAGAAUCACGGAAACUUUAUUUAUAUCGGUGUAUAUUAUUUUUUUACUUGUGUGGAGCUUAAAGAGGAUAACAUUGCCAAAGUCAGUGCCAUAUGUGCAGCAAGCAAGACCGGGUAAAGUCAUUUUACUUACAGUUACAUGCCUGGUUUUUGGGAUGGAAAUUGGUUUUAAGCUAUCUGGAAAGACAUUUGUGUACAUACUAAACCCCUGCCAUAUUUUUACAAUUAUCGAGAUAUACUUACUUGCUGCAGAACCUAGUAGUCCCAUGAUUACAGCGGUAUUCAGAUUAGUUGUAUCAAGUUUAAAUGGACCAGUUUUAGCAUUUGUAUUUCCAGAAACUGAAUGUAGACCAAUGUUUGCAGACAAAGCUGUUUAUUACAUUCAGCAUGGAUUAAUGGCUCUGAUACCAUAUUACCUGAUAAGGCUGGGAGGUGCUUAUAACAUUGAACCUUUGUGCGAUAUGAGCUGGGCGAUAUUUGGGUAUUCGAUUAGCUUAGCGUAUCAUUUCUGGAUACUUCAGAUAUUUGGAAUGCUUACACAAGUUAAUUUAAGCCAUAUGUUGUGUCCCGCUGUUUUGGAUCCAUUCCAAGGACAAAACUACAGACUCUGGGCAACGUGCCAUCAAUUAAUAUUUAUUCCUUUAGUUUAUAAGAUUUUUUGCAUUUGUGCGAACUUUUUUCUCACAAAAUUUCCAUUAACAAGAGUAAAGUCAACUCUUGAAUGUGUGCUUGCUACUGAAAAUUCGAUUCCCACUGCAGUAAAUGAAAAUUGUGGAAUUGCAAAUAGUAAAGUUAAAUACUUCUAGUCAAAUUAGACUGUGAUAGCAUCUCGUCAGUAUAUACUCACCAUAAGCACGUGAUAAUCAUGCCUAAGACGUAAAUCUUUAUAUUUUUAAACUGUCUUAUGGAAUGACAAAAUUUAUGUUAGCAUGCAUGUGUCUAUACACAUGCAACUCAAACAAAUCUAUCUAUAGUUAAAAGUUUAAAAAAUUUUUAGUUGAGAUUAACUAUAACAUGGCCUUAUUAUUACGAAACUAAAAUCUGCACUGCUUGUUUUUUAAGUAUUAUUUUAUGAUGUAUCUUUAAGAAUCAGCUUUCGUCUAAAGGUGUGAAUUUACAUUUUUUACAAAAAUUAGAGUUGGUACAAACAUGUCAAAUUUCAAACAAAAAUAUUUAGCCUAGUUGGAUGAAUCAUAGAGUAGCAAAAAACAUAAAAAAAAAAUUUUUUUUUUUACGAUUCUCUCAAAUGUGUUUAAUUAUAAAAGUUUCAAUUUCU